GAGAGAGAGUGUGUGAGAGAGGGAGAGAGAGAGUGAGAGAGAGAGAGAGAGAGAGCGUGCCACUCGCUCCAGUCUCUCAACACCGAUCUUCCUCUCGCUCUGCCCGUCAUCAUCGUCACCGCCGUGAGGAUGCUCUCUGCGUGAACGAAGGAUAUUCGUGCUUGUUUGUUUAUUUGUUUGGCUUCUGGCGCUUUUGGCACGCGCAAGGGUCGCGGGGAGAAGGGGAGGGGGGAGGACGAGGCAGAAGAGCCCCGUCUCGGUUUGGGACCCACUCACAGGACAAUUUUGGGGAGGUGUUUGUUUUUUUUUUUGUUUUGUUUUUUUCCCGCUGAUCCACUGCAGCGUGAAGAGCUCAGGGAGGGAAGCAGCGCGCGCCUUCUUGGUUAAUAAUUGAUCAGUUUCAUCAGGAGAUCAGCUGAAAGUACGUCGCGAGGACGAAGCAUGGGCUGCGCGGUGCUGCGGUGCGCGCUGGCUGGCGCGCUGCUGCUGCUGGGGCUGUUCUCCAAAGAACCCAGCAGUGUCCAGGCGGCGGAGUUCGGCCACCUGCCCGACAACCUUACUGUGCUGGAAGGAGAGAGCAUCAUUCUGAGAUGUAAGAUCGAUGAAGAAGUUACCCACAAGGCCUGGCUGAACCGCUCCAACAUCCUGUUCGCGGGGACGGAUAAGUGGUCACUGGAUUCGCGGGUGUCUCUGGUCAACAGUAACGACAGCGACUUCUCCAUUCAGAUCGAGCGAGUGGCCGUGACGGACGAGGGUCCGUACACCUGCAGCUUCCAGGCACGGAACCAGCCCCGCAUUGCACACGUCUACCUCAUCGUCCAGGUGCCAGCCAGGAUAGUGAACAUCUCUCAGGAUAAAUCGGUCAACGAGGGCGACGACGUGAACCUGUUCUGCCUGGCGGUGGGACGGCCCGAACCCACCAUCACCUGGAAGGACUUCAGAUAUGGCCGCAUUUACGAGGGAGAGUUCCUGGACAUCACGGAUAUCAAACGACAUCAGGCCGAAGAGUUUGAAUGCAUCACCAACAACGGUGUGGCCCCACCGGACACACGCCGUGUCAAGGUCACAGUUAACUAUCCACCGGUAAUUACGGACGUGAAGAAUAUGCCAGCUCAAUUGGGGAAGACGGCGAUCUUGCGUUGUGAAGCCAUGGCUGUACCUACUGCGGUCUUCGAGUGGUACCGGGACGACCGGAGGCCGGUGGAGAGUGACAACACGCUGAAGAUUAAAAAUGAGAAGACGCGCUCCCUGCUGCUCUUCACCAACGUCACGGAGAAACACUUCGGCAACUACACCUGCUUCGCCUCAAACCGCCUGGGGGCCUCCAAUGCGAGCAUGCUGCUCCUCAGGCCUGGGGCAGUGUAUGGCGGGGGGGCGCCGCUGAGUCCCUGCGUUUCGGGACUGGGCUUGUGGCUGGGCCUCUGCGUCUCCAUCCUGAUGAAGGUCUAAAACUUCGCCGCCUCGGAAAAGGAGUCUUUAAUUACGAACCCAUCACUGUGAACAAAAAGAAUUAUGCAUUAACCCAGGAGCCAUUGCUACAUCACAUAAUCACCCCCUCCCUCUCCUCCCUCCCUCCCUCCCUCUCCUCCUCCCUCUGUCAUCUCUCUCUUCACCCACUCAUCCGCCACACUCUUCAUCAGCAACUACUCCUCUCUCACACUAGCCAAUGCCUCUCCCUCUUCUCCAGUGAAGGUCACCUUUUUCGAUGUUCAUAGCUGUUAUGUGAUGACAAUACAACGGUAAUGCUACGAAUGCUAAAUGUGAGGCCGCAGUACGUAAUGAAUGGAAUUAUAGCUGUUAUGUGACGACAAUGCACCAGUACGACUACAGUAAUGCUAAAUGUGAGGUUACAGUGUAUAAUGACCGGCUGUUGUGUGACUGAGGUCGACCUUUUUUUAUGUGAUGACAAUGUCAGUAAUGCUACAGAUGAUGCUACGUGUGAAACGACUUGAAUCAUAGCUGUUAUGUGACAUCAGUGCAAACGAAUGCCACGAUAUAAUGGCUGGGUUUACAGCUGUUCUGUGAUGCUGCGAAUGCUACAUGUGAGGCUGUGGUGUUUAAUGACUGGAACAUUGUUUUCAACUUGUGUUGUCUCGUCUUGGUGUGCGCGUGCUGGGCAUGCUGUUCGAUGUGGUUGUACAUUGUGAGAAAAGUGAAGUUUAUAAGGAGGGUGAUGAUGAUGAUAAUGAUGAUGAUGAUGAUGAAGGCCUGGUGACCCUCUCUGUACCUGUCUGUGGCUGUUCACCAGCAGGCCCCGUCGGGCCUUCGCCUCUCGGACUCCAGCCCAGCCAUCUGAGCGUGCCGAAUGAUGUCAAAACUCACCCUUACUUCCUGCGCUAAAGGGUCAACAAUGGAGGAAGUGGGGGGAGGUCAUCGUCUUUCUUCCCUUUCUCUUGCAUUUGCUGGAAGUCUUGACCCAGGGCAAAGCAUGUGACCCCAGUCCGGCCUUCCAAAUCCCUCCUCCUCCUCCUCCUCUUCCUCCUCUUCCUCCUCCUCCUCCGUCUCUUCGCUAACGCAUUACCGACGUUGACCCUUUUUCACCUCCAGUGUAAAUAUAUAUGCAGUAGAGGCAGACCCCACAUCGCCAGAAAAACAAAACAAAACGAAAAAAAAACCUACAUUUCCCAUCAGCCUCUCUGUUUCAGUGUUUCCGGCUUGGAGGUUAUGUUUCCGGCAUCUCCUGUCCAUGAAAAGCUGUCGAUCACUCUUCCUUGUCGCUUGUUGAUAGCAUGUACUGGUUAGAGCUGUUUCCUGUUGUGACGUCCAUCCAAUGCCCCGAUGCCCCUCCUUCUCUGCCCACCCCCUCCCGUAGCCCCUCCCCUGCACUGUGUACAUUUAAUCUGCAAGGUUAACUGCUAAUUACUUUUUUGGUGUUAAUAAUGAUGAUGACGAUGACUACGAUGAUGUUAAUAAGUAUCUGAACAGACAUGAUGAUGGUGAUGAUAAUUACAUGUGAGGAAAAAAAAAAAACAAGAAAAAAAAAAACAGCAGAGCCACGUGUGCGAAAAUAUUUUGUACUUUGCUCUGAUAA
This is a messenger RNA of Pygocentrus nattereri (red-bellied piranha), 3031 nucleotides long. RefSeq names its product IgLON family member 5 (gene iglon5). Gene Ontology annotation, molecular function: cell adhesion molecule binding. Gene Ontology annotation, biological process: cell-cell adhesion. NCBI's taxonomy places the organism in Eukaryota, Metazoa, Chordata, Actinopteri, Characiformes, Serrasalmidae. The record is from RefSeq and is a predicted model, not a curated record. Gene Ontology annotation, cellular component: cell-cell junction. The transcript is spliced from 8 exons. The coding region runs from base 442 to 1449 and encodes 335 amino acids.